Messenger RNA from Paramuricea clavata, 580 nucleotides. Lineage: Eukaryota; Metazoa; Cnidaria; Anthozoa; Malacalcyonacea; Plexauridae. The record is from the annotation of a GenBank genome assembly.
AUGGUUCCUGGCGGUGAGGACAAGGCUCCUAGCGUUGAGGACAAGGUUCCUGCAGGUGAGGACAAGGUUCCUGGCGGUGAGGACAAGUUUUCUGGUGGUGAGGACAAGGUUCCUGGCGGUGAGGACAAGGUUCCUGGCGGUGAGGAUAAGGUUCCUGGCGGUAAGGACAAGGUUCCUGGUGGUGAGGAAGAAGUUCCUGGCCGUGACGACAAGGUUUCUGGCAGUGAAGACAAGUUUCGUGGCGGUGACGACAAGGUUCCUGGUCGUGAGGACAAGGUUCCUGCCGGUGAGGACAUGGUUCCUGGCGGUGAGGGCAAGGUUCCUGGCGGUGAGGACAAGGUUCCUGGCGGUGAGGACGAGGUUCCUGGCAGUGAGGACAAGGUUCCUGGGGGUGAGGACAAGGUUCCUGGCGGUGAGGACAAGGUUCCUGGCGGUGAGGACAAGGUUCCUGGCGGUGAGUGCAAGGUACCUGGCGGUGGGGACAAGGUUGCUGGCGGUGAGGACAAGGUUCCUGGCGGUGAGGACCAGGUUCCCGGCGGUGAGGACAAGGUUUCUGGCGGUGAGGACAAGGUUUCUGGCG